GCCCCUGGAGACGGCAGCGGGCGGAGGACGGCGGCGGGUCAUUGCACAAAUAAAAGCCAAGCAAGGCAGACGAGUUACAGGACUGCCUAUGUAGACAAAAGAAUUCGCUGAAGGCCACGGAACCUGAGGCCGGGCAGCGUCUUGUGACUCCCAGUCUGGUGCUUUGACUGCUGACUGCUCCCGCUUUACAUGCUGUAAGAUCAACAGAUUUUGCAGAGCAUCGCCGGCUCGCUGAAAAUGUCGGGUAAAACAGCCAGCACCACCAACAACAUAGCUCAGGCCCGGAGGACUGUCCAGCAGCUGAGAAUAGAGGCCUCAAUAGAAAGAAUAAAGGUGUCAAAGGCAUCAGCAGACCUAAUGCUCUACUGCGAAGAACACGCCAAGAAGGAUCCGCUGCUGAUGGGCAUCCCUGCUUCUGAGAACCCAUUCAAGGACAAGAAGACGUGCGUUUUGUUAUAGGGGCACCGCAGUGCCCCCGCAGCCCCCCGGGGCAGGGCAAGCCGCAGGCAGAGGUGUAGGCAAACGACCUGUAAGGUACCUGGUAUUCACUGUCCUCUUCUCACGUGUAGAAACGAUCUCUUAGGCUUUCUAAAGCAUUUCUUCUGCUCCCAGUCUCCGGUAGGAAGCGAGGUUUCACACUCAAUCACUUCUCCCUUGGCCAGAGGAGCGGGGUCCUGUGCGGAGCCGUGGCUCCUGCUCCGCUCCUGCUGUGGCCUCACACACACACACACACACACACACACACCAAAGCUGCCCGGCUGUGCUGCAGAACAGAGCCGGGCUAAGAGUUGGAAUCCCCAUUAUUAAACAGUGCUGGUGUCACACUUGUUGCAAUCACGUGUGUACGCAGAGCGGGGCCUCCCUCUGCAGCAUGCAGAUGUGCGUAUGUGCACGUUCACUCUUAGAAGUGCAUUAUCGAGCAGCAGCUACCUUGAGAAAUGAUGGUAGUGACUGCUGGUUUUAAUACCCCGCUGGUAUUAAGAGAGAAGCUGUCCAAAGAACCAGAGGCGACACGCUCACCGUCGGUGUCUCUGUGGCUCAGAGGUGUGGUUCUGCCACCCGAGGGCUCAUCUGUGAUCUGUGCAGGCGCUCCGAAUCUGCCUCUUUCCUACAUCCCUUCUUAAAGGGGAAAAAAUGCCAAACUGCACCCAGUCCGUGGUUGUGCAGGUGUGCCGGGGGGCCUUUCCAUCGAGGAAGUCAUUUGAUACGUAUACAUCAUAAAAAAGCCCUUGUGUGUGUGUAUAUAAAUACAUAUAUAUAUAAACUUUAAUAGAAUAUUUAUACAAACAUGGCAUAUUAACAGCAGACUUCCAGGGGACUCGCAAUGAUUCUGCCUUUCUCUGUAGCCGUGGCCCAGGGCUGGAGCUGUGAGCGGCCGGCGCUGCGCCCUCCUGUAAGGAUGCUUACAGGACUUAUUAACCACUUGUAAUUUACUGUCUUACGUUGCCUAUUUGUCAUUUCUAUAUUAAAUUAUAUACGCACUGUUGAUAAUAUAUUGAAAAACUAUAUAUUUGUUUAACGAGGCUCUUUAACAAACAGCUCAAAAGCCUGAACGCGAGGCUGGCAGUGAGAAAACUGCACUGCUUACUCUGUGCUUACCUUCAGAUUAUUUUUAUAAUUAGACUAUUUUUCUAACGACGAUUUCCAAACGAUAACGUAGAUCCAUGCUUAUUUGUUCCUUUUUUACUGUGUUGGAGUCUCAUUUUGUAACACAUCUCGUUAGACGCAGCCGGGGCGGCCGGCAGGGGCAUGCACGGGGGCCGGGGGCUGGUGCUGUAGCCCAGGUGCUGCUCCUCCCAGGAGCCACCAGCGCUGGUCAGAGCUCCUCACCCCACCUGUGGUGCUGGAUCGGCGGCUGGACUGUUGGAUCGGGGUCUUUUCCAACCAGAAUGGCUCUGUGCUCGGUGUGUGUGCAGGCCCAGUGGUAGUCUAGCUUUGUCCCCGUGCUGUUUGCGAGCCGGGUGCCGACACGAGGUGCGGCGGUGCUGCUCCUGUAGGCUGGAGCUCUGCCGCCUCUCGUCCCCCCCACCCAUAGCGCCAUGCCCGCCCGGCACACAGGAUGCUUCCCUUUGUACUUUCUAAUAAAGAAGUCGUGGCACGGA
Messenger RNA from Gallus gallus (chicken), 2102 nucleotides. It is a transcript of the gene GNG12, whose product is annotated as G protein subunit gamma 12. Lineage: Eukaryota; Metazoa; Chordata; Aves; Galliformes; Phasianidae. Gene Ontology annotation, biological process: G protein-coupled receptor signaling pathway. Gene Ontology annotation, cellular component: heterotrimeric G-protein complex. Gene Ontology annotation, molecular function: G-protein beta-subunit binding. The record is from RefSeq and is a predicted model, not a curated record. Bases 238 to 459 code for a protein of 73 amino acids. The transcript is spliced from 5 exons.